GCAAAGUGUGGUAACGACCGCCCGAGCUGCAAUCUGGGCCUGUUGUAUAUGCUACAGGACGUUAGCUCCACUCCAGAUCAGUACAUGACCAGGAUGACCCGGCACAAAAUCAGCCAAAAAUAGCGUGUGAGUAGCCUCCUAUUGCAGAAUCCAAUUGUUGAGCCGUGCGGUGCAAUUAACUCGUUUGGGGCUAAAUUGCGCUCGUAUACAAUGAUCUGAUCUUGGAAUAUUUCGCUAUUAAAUGCGAAGAACACUGCCUUACCGAGCUGUAGCUAACUCUCAAUAUGCAUACUUCACGGUCUUCACUUUUAAAUUUGGCAAGUUGCCUCUCUUUGGCAGCACUUGCUGUUUCAAUCCCCACCAAUGACCAAGUAUACACACUAUCCAAACGCAAUGCAACGGUCCAACAAAGCGUAUUCUUCGAAAUCAACGGCACAGAAGUAGAAAAAAGGAUCGCAAACCUAAAAUCAGAAGGAUAUCGGCCGACGUCUCUGAGUAUUCAUGGCUCGCCCACCGAUGCGAAAUAUGCCGGUAUCUGGACGAAGCAGGAUGGCGAAGCAUACGAGACUAUUCUGGGCGCCGACGAAACCGCUUACAAUGCUUGGUUGGAUCAAUGGAGAGCUCGUGGUUAUGUUUCCACACACGUCUCUGCCACCGGGCCCGCCUUCGACGCGCUCUUUGCGGGUGUCAUGCAGGAACUGCCUUCAGUUAGCAGUUGGAACCAAAGGUGUGGUGUCGAAGACCCUUGGGCCAUCGACAACACGACCGCGGCCACACCAAUGACCGUCAAGGGUGUAAGCAUGUAUGGAACACCGAGCGAACGCCUGUACUGCAUCCUCGAACACGAAAACACGAUAAACUUCCAGCAAACAGUGUGGUAUCAGACAGAGUUCUCAAUGACAGAUUACCGGACGUUAGAAGCUUCUGAGACUUCGAAAAGAUACUGGAGACCGGUAUACAUCGACGUUUCCGAGGACCAACUCUUUACGCCUAUAUUCGACGACACGAGUGUUGGACAGUGGGCCACCUUUACAGAUCUUACCACAUCACAACUGGACCUGGAAAUAGCCGCAAGAAAGGCGAAGGGCAUGUACCCCAUUCACAUCUCGGGAGCAGGUUCGGUGGGAGCGAGAUAUGCUGUAAUCUUCGCGGAGCGAACAACCCCUCUGGAACGCGAGUGGCAUGCUACAGGUACAGUUACUGGCUUCAGCGACAACGCCGGGACUAGAGCUGCUAUGGACUCGGUUAUGCAAAAGUUCAUGCAAAGAAGCAGCAUCAGGCAAGCCCAACUUGCCGCCUCUGUCAACGGAACGAUCGUCGCUUCUCGCGCGUUCACCUGGGCUGAGAGCGACCGCGCCAUUGUCGAGCCGGAGGAUAAGUUCCUUCUGGCCAGUAACUCUAAAAUGUUCACAUACGCGGCGAUAAAUGACAUGAUCACGAAAGAUCUGCUGAAUCUGACGACUCCUGUCUACUCACUUCUCGGAUACGACAAGCCUGCAGACGAACGCUCCAUGGACAUCACUGUGCAGCACCUUCUGGAUCACACUGCCGGAUUCGAUCGCUCUGUCUCGCCGGAUCUGGGCUUUGUAUUCACAUCCGUUGCACAGUCUCUCAAUCAGUCCACCCCAGCUACGCUGCGUCAGGUUAUCGAGUGGGUUUUCGCGCGGCCGCUGGACUAUACUCCAGGAACGAGUGGGGCGUACAGCAACUACGGCACCAUGCUUUUAAGCUAUGUCAUUGCGAAUAUAACCGGCGAGACAUACAUGUCAUACCUCGAAAAGAACGUACUUGAAGGCGCCGAUGUGGAAUUAUGGGGCACAGCGACAGACCUGCACAAGUCGGACCGUAUUGUGCAAGAGACGAAAUAUACGGCAAUUUCUGCUCUAACACCCCUUUCAUCGGACAGAGUCUCAAGUACGUACGGUGGCGACGGAAGUGUCAAGGAGGAGGCAAUUGGUGCUUUUGGCCUGAAGGCCUCUGCUUCCACUCUUGCCCAGUUCAUUGGCACUCAUUCGGUGUACGGUAUCGGAGGCCGCCAACGUGGUGGCAGUCGGGACGGGUCUUUGGCUGGUUCACGUACUUUCUCCCAGAGUGAGUACGACGAUAUUGAUUGGGCAGUGACGCUGAACACCAGGGAAUACGUCGAUGAGAAUGCCUGGCAGAACCUGAUUUUCUAUGACAUCUACGACAUCUGGCGUGCGUUCUCACUCGCCAGGUAGGAGAAUUGGUGUUGGUACCUAAGCAACAUUAAUCUUACACCAAAUUCAACUUCAAUAAAUAUUUUCAUCCAUCGGGACCC
Molecule: messenger RNA, 2299 nt
Organism: Boeremia exigua
Lineage: Eukaryota; Fungi; Ascomycota; Dothideomycetes; Pleosporales; Didymellaceae
Product: beta-lactamase/transpeptidase-like protein
Exons: 1
Coding region: 285-2219 (644 amino acids)
Source: RefSeq, a predicted model, not a curated record